Molecule: messenger RNA, 516 nt
Organism: Panicum hallii
Lineage: Eukaryota; Viridiplantae; Streptophyta; Magnoliopsida; Poales; Poaceae
Product: WAT1-related protein At5g64700-like
Exons: 4
Coding region: 1-516 (171 amino acids)
Cellular component (GO): plasma membrane
Molecular function (GO): transmembrane transporter activity
Source: RefSeq, a predicted model, not a curated record
AUGGUCAUUGCCAUGUAUGGUUUCCACUUCAUUUAUGCUGAGGCUGCAGUGCUCAAGGAGUACCCAAACAAGAUACUUAGGACAUUAUCGCAAUGCAUUUUCAGCACGGUGCAGUCUUUCAUUGUCGCAGUGGUGGCCGAGAGGGACUUCUCCAAGUGGAAGCUACGGAUUUAUAGUGAAUGGGGUGUCCUUUUACUUACAAGCACGGUCUUCCUCACCGUCUGGACUCCACUUUGCCUUAUAUUCACAAUAUUCUGCUCCUCCAUCCUAGGAGAAAUUGUUCACCUCGGCAGUAUUGUUGGUGGUAUGCUACUAGUUGCAGCCCUUUACAGCGUGCUAUGGGGUAAAAACAAGAAAAAUAAUAAGACUUUGCCGUGCAACAAGGUGAAUUCAACGGACAUCGGUAUGCAAGAUGAGCAGGAGCAUGAACAAAUGGAAGAGGAUAACAAGGGCAGGGAAGAGCAGAAGGAAGCAACAUCAGCAAUUCAGCAUUCAUGGUUGAGCAAGUCUGACUGA